Molecule: messenger RNA, 6913 nt
Organism: Abrus precatorius (Indian licorice)
Lineage: Eukaryota; Viridiplantae; Streptophyta; Magnoliopsida; Fabales; Fabaceae
Product: kinesin-like protein KIN-12C
Exons: 34
Coding region: 185-6727 (2180 amino acids)
Biological process (GO): microtubule-based movement
Molecular function (GO): microtubule binding; microtubule motor activity; ATP binding
Source: RefSeq, a predicted model, not a curated record
GGGCACCGCUACAAUUUAGAAAAGUUGAAUUUGAAAUGAGGCGGGGUCUCCUCGCUGGUCUAUUCAGAGCGAGGGUGUGUUUGAAAUCAAAUGACCUUGGAAUGGAUCUAACAGAUGGAGAGUGAGCUGAAGUUAUCGAAAACUGGAAGGUUGAGUUGAGUGUCAGAAUCAGAAUCAGAGGAAAAUGUUGAAAGAAACUCGAAACUCAGCUCGAAGGAAUCCUCAAAACGAAGCAAAUGAGAACGAAUUCGAAUCCUCGCAGAACCUAAUUAACUAUCCACCUCCACGAACACCUUUCAAUUCCAUACCUGACCCCUCUCAGUGCCAGGAAUCCGAACCUAUUCGACCGCCUCGGUUCGGGAAUGCUACUCCAAGAGCUUCCUCUCGGACCGGAAAGGCCCAUUCCGAGCCCAACUCGGCCCAGAGCACGCCCGCCAGAAACACUCCCAGGGUUUCCCUCGGCGGAGGAAGCAGAGGAAGAGGAGUGAGUUCGUGCGUGUUGCUCAAAGACACCGAACUCUCUCUCCAAGUUCCGCAUUUCGACCUCAAAGACGAUCCCUCCUUCUGGACCGAUCAUAAUGUUCAGGUGCUUAUUAGGAUUCGACCGUUGAGUACUAUGGAGAAGCUUUCGCAAGGACAUGGCAGGUGCCUGAGGCAGGAAAGUGCGCAAACUUUGGUCUGGCUCGGCCAUCCUGAAACCAGGUUCACCUUCGAUUACAUAGGAUGUGAGACCUUAUCUCAGGAAAACCUGUUCGGAGUUGCAGGAGUGCCUAUGGUGGAGAAUUGUUUGUCUGGUUACAACAGUUGUAUGUUUGCUUAUGGUCAGACAGGUAGUGGCAAGACAUAUACCAUGAUGGGUGAGAUUAAGGAAACGGAAGGAUACCUUACAGAUGAUACCGGGAUAACACCCAGGGUUUUUGAUUAUUUAUUUUUGAGGAUUAAAGCGGAAGAAGAGAGCAGGAAGGAUUACAAGCUGAAAUACAGUUGCAAGUGUUCCUUUUUGGAGAUAUACAAUGAGCAAAUAACUGAUCUUCUAGAACCUUCAUCAACGAACCUUCAACUCAGAGAAGAUAUGAAGAAGGGGGUAUAUGUUGAAAACCUUACUGAACAUAUGGUGGUCACAGUUAAUGAUGUUCUCCAGCUUUUGUUACAGGGCACUGCAAAUAGAAAGGUGGCAGCCACUCAUAUGAACUGUGAAAGCAGUCGGUCUCACAGUGUUUUCACUUGUAUAAUUGAAAGCCGAUGGGAGAAAGAUUCUCUGACUCACUUUAGGUUUGCAAGGUUAAAUUUAGUAGACCUGGCUGGUUCUGAAAGGCAGAAAAGCUCUGGAGCAGAUAGUGAACGUUUGAAAGAGGCAGCAAAUAUAAAUAAAUCCUUGUCAACACUUGGCUUGGUCAUAAUGACUUUGGUGGACUUAGCGCAUGGGAAGCCUAGGCAUGUUCCGUACAGAGAUUCAAGGCUAACAUUUCUUCUUCAGGAUUCUCUAGGUGGAAACUCAAAGACAAUGAUCAUUGCGAAUGUCAGCCCAUCCAUUUGCUGUGCUAAUGAAACAUUAAGCACUUUGAAAUUUGCCCAGCGAGCCAAGCUCAUUCAAAACAAUGCAAAAGUGAACGAAGAUGCUUCUGGUGAUAUAAGUGCACUGCAGUGGCAGAUUCAACAGUUGAAGGAUCAACUGUCCUUUCUGAUGAAAAAUAAAAAUUUUCCUCCCCCUGUAUCAAAUUUAGAGCCAAAUUCUGAAAGCUGUAGGUUGAGUGAAGUUUCAGAAGCAUAUGACUCUUUGGGAGAAAGAGUAACAGCAGGUGACAAGCUACCUAUUCCAAGCAAGGAGAUCAAAUGCAUUAAAGCUGCUUUGGUUAGUGCCCUGAGGAGAGAAAAAAUGGCUGAAACUACAAUCCAGAAUUUAAGGGCUGAAAUUGACCACACAAAUUGCUUGGCUCAACAAAGGGAAGAUGACAUUCAACGUGCUUCGAUUGUGCUUAGGCAUUAUGAGGAGAAAAUUAAACAACUUGAAUUAUUGGUUGAUGGACAAUUGUCAACUGAAAAGUAUCUCAUGGAAGAGAACAGGGCUUUAAAGAAAGAGAUUGAGCUACUUAAAGAAAAUAUUGAUAAAAAUUCAGACUCAUCCAGACUUGCUUUGGAGAAUGAUAGACUUUUGCAGCAACUGCAACAAUUCCAAAACUUUUAUGAGCAUGGAGAGCAAGAAAGAUUGUUGACUGAACUGUCUGAAUUGCGAGAUCAGCUUCUUGUCCAUCUCCAAGAAAAAAAUUCAUUCUCCACGGGAAAUGAAAACCAGGUUGAUACUGCACAAGAGUUUGAAGAUUGCCAGAAUAUGAAUUCUAAAUUACUCAGAGAAGUAGGUAAAUUACAAACAGAACUUGGAAAGUAUUUGAACUACAAUCAAGUUAAGUCUAAUGCUGUUAUGAGUUCUUCACUGGUGCAUCCUGAUAUACUUCUCAAGACAGAUAAAAGUUCAUUGUUUGAGACAAUAUCCAUGAGAUGUGAGUCUGGAGAUGAAAUGCCAUCCUCAACAUGGGAAGCUGAUGAUGCUUUAGCAAAUAUAAUUGAAGGAAAUGCUUUGGGAGCCUCAGUGAUCCUUGCCAAAGGUAAUGAAUAUGACAACAACAAAGAGUUAGAGGCCAGAUUGGAAAGAUUGAGCAAGGAUCUUGAAGAGGCGAGGUUACUUAGUGACCAAUAUCAAAAGAAAUGGACAUUACAGUUAUCUCAAAAGCAGCAGAUUGAAACAGUCUGUCAAGAGGUUGAGAUGGAGACAACCAGUACAAUUCUUCACUUGCAAGAAGAGGUUGCCAUUCUUCAGUCACAAUUUGAAGAGAGGUUAUGCUCCAUUGCUCAAGAAAAUACAGAACUAAAAAAUAUGAUUGAGGAAAAAGAAGAGGAAAUUAGGUCACGGUGUUUGGCCUGGGAAAAGGCAAUCUUGGAAUUGACAACCUUCCUUCUAGAAGGCUCCAGAUCUCUCAAAGAUGCCUGUGGUCAGGUAAAAAACAUUUCUUGUUCAUUUCCCCUUGUCAACGGCCAAAUUAGUGAACAUGUUGACAUGGCUGUCAAAAAGUAUAUUGCGAAGGAGGAAACAAUUCAGCAGCUACAAAGUAGCUUGGAGGAUGCACGAAAGAUGGUUUUGGACAUGGAGCUGAAAAUAAGCUCCUUAAAGGAAGCAACUGUGACCUUGGGUGCAUUUCAACAGCUAGAUGACGCUGAAGACACUGAAGAGGCAAUUCAGUUACAAUCAUUGUUAAAUGAGAAGACCAAUAUAAUAAGGAUGCUGGAAAAUGAUAUAAAUUGUAAAAAUAAUCAAAUUUGUAAAGCAGCUAAACAAGCUGAUGCUGCAUUCCUUGUAGCAAAAUGGAUUUCUGAUUGUUAUAAUAAUGUAGUUCACACAAAUGGUGAUGUUGAAGAUAUUUCCAUUCCUGAACUAGAUGAGCAAGCUGGACUGGGAAUUUGUGCUAUUUCUGAGAAUCAGGAUUUUGGAAAUAAUUUGAUACUGAAUGAUCUUAUGGCUCAAGUUGAAUUAACAAAACUAGAGGUAGUGGAGAUGGAGAAUGCUGUAAAAACCUUUUUUGUAGAUGCAGAAACACAGACAGGAUCUUUCCAAACUGGUGUUUCAGAUCUUUCUUCUCUUUACAGGGACUUGAUUCAGGACAUGGUAAAAGAAACUCAGGAUAUGAGGAAAGAAGUAAGGGAUUUAAAGAUGCAUCAUAUAAGUUCUGAGGGUUAUACAGUAGAUUCCUUAACAUCAAAUGCAAACAAAUGUCAGGUGUUUGCAAACCAGCAUCAGGCACUGCAUCUGAUAAAAGAGCAACUUGUUGAAAUGAAUAAAAGAUUGAAUAUCAUGGAGAAAUUUAUUACCAUGGAAGAUCUAUCUAGAUUUCAACUGAUGGAUGAAGAUCGCAUAGAUACUGAUGAAUCAAGUGCUGAUAGUUCUUCAGUCUCUGAUUUAUCGACUGAAGACAGCUCUGCUUCUGGAAGCAAGUUGCACUGCAACUUAAAGUUUACUGGAAAAUUAAUGAAAACUGUUACUGGAUCUGAUGAUGAUUUGAUAUCAUCAAAUACAAGAAAGCUCGUGGAAAGGCCAAUACAUAAUGAAGCAGGAGUGUCCUGUCUGAGUAAAGAUUUAAAUGUAACAUAUGAGAAUUUCCAAAGACUGUAUUUUCAUUUGUCUGCACUUCUCAAAGAUUUGGAUGAUGAAUCGUGUUCUUAUCCAAAAGAACUGAAAAAGAAGGUUCCAUCUUUCCAGUUGAAGAUGCAGAAUGACGAAGCAGGCUUUGAGAAUGACACAGAGGUAUGUGGUUAUAGGGAGAUUAAGCCUGAUGAUGGCAUCUUAACCCAAUUUAUGGAAGCUCAUGCAAUAGUUAAGGAAGCUGAUCUUACUCUACAUGCUUUGACGAAAGCAUUUGAAGAUUCAAAACAGUUGACUGCUAUGUGGAAGCAGGCUGGUGAAAACUUGAUGAUCGAGAGAGCAAGCUUUGCAGAGGAGAUUCAAAAACUCAAAUCUUCAGUAUGUCAGAAAGAAGAAGAGAAUCAAUUACUGAAGGACCAUAUCCAUUUCAGUUUGGUAGAGAUGAAGAAUUUAGUUUCUAUGCUAGAAGAGCAUUUCUUGCAAAUGCGAACUGAUAUGGAGAAAAAUUUCAUGGUAAUGUAUUCUGAUGUUCUUCUAAUGGGGCAGGAGAUGCUAUUAUCUACAAACAACCUGAGAUUAUCGGUAGAAGAUAUUUGCUCUCAGGUUGUGGAUGAAGGGCUUGUAUCUUUUGUUCUGUACAACUGCUGUGUAACACAGCUUGUUAGUAAAUUUGCCCGCUUUAGUGUAAACUGUGAUUUGCGAUCAGCCAGACAAAGUCAAUUGCAUAAGUUGCCAAAAAUUUGCUCAAGUGUUGCAGAGCCUGUAAUUGGUAGUAAAAGAGGUCAACGUGAGUUAAUCCUAAGUGUGCAAGAGGAACCAGAUCUGCCCGAUGUUGAAGUAUUAUACGAAAAUAUGGCUCUUCGAAAGGAGUUAGACAGGAAACAGGAGUUAUUAGAGGGUUUACUUUUUGACUUUAGAUUGUUGCAGGAAUCAGCUUCUAACAGCAGGGACAUUAAAGAUCAUACUGAGAAGUUAAUAUUUUCUCUAAGCCAAGUUCGCUAUGAGCUAGAGAUUAAAGCUGGUCAGCUUGAUGAUAUACUGGUUCAAAACAGAAAACUUGAAGCUUCUCUUGCUGACACUGAGAAGGCCUUCACUAAAUCAAAUUACGAGCUUAUGCUCGCCAAAGAAUCAAUUGAGAAACUUUCUAAUCAAAAUGUGGAGUUAAGGGAGAUUCUGAAAGAACUAUAUGCCAAUAAAACUGAAGCUGAAGGGCAAUUGGAUGAACAUAAAGAGGCAAUUAAAGGCUUGGAAAAAGAAAUUGCUAGUUUGACAACAACACUCGAAAACCAAUCCCUUUCCUUGUUUGAAAGCAUUGAGGACGAACUAAAACAGGUAAUAAUAGAGAGGGACCAACUCCACGAAGAAGUUUGUGUCUUGAAUGGUAAGCUUGAGAUGGCUUAUUCCUUGGCUGAUGAAAAAGAAGCAAUUGCCAUGGAAGCGCGUCAGGAGUCAGAGUCUAGCAAACUCUUUGCUGAGCAAAAGGAAGAGGAAGUCAAGAUUCUGGAACAUUCUGUUGAGGAACUUGAGUCUACCAUAAACGUUUUAGAAAAAAAGGUGUAUGAAAUGGAUGAGGAGGUGGAAAGACAUCGUUUAAUUAGUGAUUCACUAAAAAUGGAACUCCAAGCUUUGAAAGAGAGAUUAUUGUUAGUUGACAGUUUACCCCAGAAUGUUGAUUCAGAAAGCAUGAUUGUUCAAACUGAUGAGCAGAUAUCUUGGCAAAUACCCACUAAAACGCUGGAACUUCAUGAGGCACUAAAUCGGAUAAAGUUUCUUGAAAAGGAAAACGCAGACCAAGAUAAAGAGAUUAAACAAUGCAAAGAAUACAUCUCUGAAAUUGUGUUGCAUGCUGAAGCUCAAGCAUUGCAGUACCAACAGAAGUACAAGUGUCUGGAAUCCAUGUUCCGUGAAGUGAAGACUGAAAUGUCAAAUUCAACAUCAAUGGUACCGACAUCAGAGAAAACUGAGAAAACCUCAACACGGACAAGAGGUUCAAGCUCACCAUUCAGAUGCAUUACAAAUCUUGUUCAGCAGAUGAAUCAGGAGAAAGAUCAAGAACUGUCAGUGGCGAGACUCCGUGUGGAAGAACUAGAAGCACUUGCAGCUAGCCUGCAAAAGGAGGUAUGUAUGCUACAAACAAGACUAGCUGCUACUGAGAGCAUGACUCAUGAUGUCAUUCGGGACCUUCUUGGGGUCAGAUUGGAUAUUACCAACUAUGCAGAUUUGAUAGACCAAAACCAAAUUGUGAAAUUAGUGGAGGAGGCUCAUCAUCAAAGAGAGGAGUUCUUUGCAAAGGAAAAAGAGAAUCUCGAUUUAAGACUGCAGAUAAAUGAUCUUAUUGAAGAAAGAGAGAGCUGCAUAUUGGAAUUGAAAACUAAAGAGGCAGAUAUACUUGUUGCUCAGAUAGCAGUGCAGCAAUUGCAAGAGCGAGAUCAGUUGCUUUCAGCACAAAAUGAAAUGCUGAAGAUGGACAAGACCAAUCUCAUGAAGAAGGUAGCAGAAUUGGAUGACAUGGUGAAAACACUACCUGGGACAAGAAAUACCCAACCUGCACCACAGUCAUCAAGAACCAAGGAUAAGGGCUCUGAAUUUGGGUAACGUUGGAAUUAGUAGGAGGUUGUCUCAAUCCGAAAGACGUCUUUCCCGUUUUAAUGAUGAGCCUGCUCGUUACUGCAAGUUUGCUGUUAAUAAUAAUUCGCAAGGCUAAACAACCAGGUUCUUGCGUGCCGGAUGCAGCAUGAUUUAAUGUAAACUGUACAUAUACCCUUCACAAAAGGGGAAGAA